UCGCCACUCGCCUACAUUAUCAUACACAUCCAGUGCUGCUGGCGCUGACUUCCUUGAUGUAAGGUGAGCUACGAACGUGUCCACAUUUCGUUGAGUUGUUUUUCGGCUGGUUGUCUUCUCGAAGUCGCUUCUCUUUGAACUGCCAUAACGGAACUUAACAUAACGUCAACAGCUACUGUCUGCGAGGACUCUGCGCGUGUUCAUCUAAAAACACCAUGAGUCUAAGAGGAAUCAGCGAGAAUGUGAAGCUGGCCCGUGAAUACGCCCUGCUGGGAAACUACAGCUCGGCCAGCGUUCUCUAUCAAGGACUACUAGAUCAAAUCAAAAACUAUGUGUACACCGUGCGGGACAGCAGUGUUCAGCAGAGAUGGCAGCAGUUGUGGCAAGAAAUCAGUGAUGAGAAUCAUCAAUUGCAGGACAUAAUGUCGACUCUGGAGAACUUUCAGUUGGACACGACGCCUGCUAAACCCAGUAACCAUGACAGGCCUGUGCAUGUGGAACAGAGACAUUCACCCUGUCCUGUCAGGCGGCCUGCUAACCCCUAUAAAGACAGCAAACCUCCCAACAACAGGCUGAGCGUGAGGGCCCAGCAGAGGCACUUGUCUCGCGGGGCCAAUGGGGACCAGAGCAAACCAUCCAAGGGCAAAGAAAAGAAGGAGUCGAAAGAGCUGAAGGAGGUCGCUGGCAAAGCCAAGGAUGAUAAGAACAAAGCAGAUGUCCAGGAGAAAGAAGUGAAAAAGUUUGACGGGACGGGAUAUGAUAAAGACCUUGUGGAAGCUUUGGAGAGAGAUAUUAUAUCCGAGAAUCCAAAUGUCAAAUGGGACAACAUUGCAGACUUGGAAGAUGCAAAAAAACUCCUGAAAGAAGCGGUUGUGUUGCCAAUGUGGAUGCCAGCAUUUUUCAAAGGCAUACGAAGGCCGUGGAAGGGAGUGCUUAUGGUGGGACCUCCAGGCACGGGGAAAACCCUUUUGGCUAAAGCGGUUGCUACCGAGUGCAGGACCACAUUCUUCAACGUCUCCUCAUCUACUCUCACCUCCAAGUACAGAGGGGAGUCUGAGAAGCUAGUUCGACUUCUCUUUGAAAUGGCACGUUUUUACGCUCCCACUACGAUCUUCAUUGAUGAAAUUGACUCCAUGUGCAGCCGUAGAGGGACUUCAGAAGAACACGAGGCCAGCCGGAGAGUCAAGGCAGAGCUGCUGGUGCAAAUGGAUGGUGUCGGUGGAGCAUCGGAAAACGAUGAUCCGUCAAAGAUGGUGAUGGUGUUGGCUGCCACCAACUUCCCAUGGGACAUCGACGAGGCUCUGAGAAGACGGCUGGAGAAGAGGAUCUACAUCCCUCUUCCAUCAGCGGAAGGCCGGGUGGAGCUGCUCAGGAUCAACCUGAAGGAGCUGGAGGUGGCCAGCGAUGUGGACUUGGACAAGAUCUCAGAGCAGAUGGAGGGUUACUCGGGAGCCGACAUUACCAAUGUGUGCAGGGAUGCCUCUCUGAUGGCCAUGAGGCGGAGGAUCGAGGGCCUCACACCAGAGGAGAUCCGCAACAUUUCCCGGGACGAGAUGCACAUGCCCACCACCAUGGAGGACUUUGAGUCUUCUCUGAAGAAAGUGUCCAAAUCUGUGUCUGCAUCUGACCUGGAGAAGUACGAGAAGUGGAUCGAGGAGUUUGGGUCCUGCUGAGAAACACCACCACCCGAGUCCUUUUUAUCCGAACAUGCAACUAUCAUUGUGGGGGGUAACGCUGAGUUUAAGUUGUGUGUGUGUGUGUGUGUGUGUGACUGUGUCAUUCCAUCGCUAUUAAAGUGUAAGAUUAUACUUCAGGUAAAUAUGUGCACCACCUCUUCCUCUUGUACAUGUUAAUGUUAUCCAGAAGUCUUAAUCUGAAAAGGUGACUCAAGUCGACUUGAUGUGUGAAAAUGGUUGUUUCACUCAAAUGAUGAAAUUAUGAAAACUUCAACUCCAGCUGUGAGAGACAGUGUGUGGACACAUGUCCUCAACCCACUGACAGAAGAUCGUGAUAUUUUACUGCUACUUUUCUCGUGUCAUAAUAUUCUGCUUUGUACCAGACUGAGAUACUAAGCUAACUGCCAAUCAAAUGUUACUCCUGUUAUUUUUAUUUUUUGUCUUUUUUUUUUUUAAAAGCACUUGAUUGUAUUUAGAACUGUGUGGUUCUUUCACAUUUUUGUAGAUAACACUAACGAGAUAUAAUAAAAGUUAACAAUGAUUAUGGAUAUUAA
Molecule: messenger RNA, 2230 nt
Organism: Etheostoma spectabile (orangethroat darter)
Lineage: Eukaryota; Metazoa; Chordata; Actinopteri; Perciformes; Percidae
Gene: katna1
Product: katanin p60 (ATPase containing) subunit A 1
Exons: 11
Coding region: 216-1673 (485 amino acids)
Biological process (GO): microtubule severing
Cellular component (GO): microtubule cytoskeleton
Molecular function (GO): microtubule binding; ATP hydrolysis activity; ATP binding
Source: RefSeq, a predicted model, not a curated record